Molecule: messenger RNA, 1997 nt
Organism: Diospyros lotus (date-plum)
Lineage: Eukaryota; Viridiplantae; Streptophyta; Magnoliopsida; Ericales; Ebenaceae
Product: nuclear pore complex protein NUP58
Exons: 6
Coding region: 133-1587 (484 amino acids)
Biological process (GO): nucleocytoplasmic transport
Cellular component (GO): nuclear pore
Molecular function (GO): structural constituent of nuclear pore
Source: RefSeq, a predicted model, not a curated record
CUGAUAUCGUGUCUUUACUGACGAGUGACGAGAGGGCCGCCUUCAAUCUUCUUCCCCGCUCUGCUAGGGUUUUUAAACCAGGGUUUUUCAGAAGUUCACUCCUCCUCCAUUUUCAGAUUCCAUUUCUCGAAAAUGGCGUUCUCCUUCACGCCACAGCAGCCCCAGCCCCAGCUAUUCCAGCCGCAGCAGCCGUCUCCGUUCCAACAAAGCAGCCCAUUUUUCCAACCACAACCGCAACAACAGCAGCAACUAUUCCAACCCCAACAACAGCAACAACUACAAUUUCAGCCGCAGCCGCAGCAGCAACAACAACAGCAACAGCAACAGCAGCUGUAUCUCUUCACCAAUGACAAAACCCCCGCGAGUUACGGCACCAAGUGGGCCGAUCUCCACCCCGACUCCCAAAAACUUCUCCUCCAAAUCGAGGAGAAGAUACUGGAGUACAGGGACGAAAGCCAGCUGCUGGACCAGUGUAGUCGGCUUUACGAUUCUUCGGUCGCCAGUGACGGGUUUGUGCAUGACGCUAACCACAUUGUUCAGGAACUUGGUGGAAUCAGUGUAGCAAUGGAGCGGCAGAAAGCUGUUCUGCAGGAAUUUAUGAAUGUUGUGAAAGAUAUGCUACGGCACACAGAGGUUGCUAUUCGUUCAUACAUGAUGUUACGCCCAAGGUUUAUUCAUCCAAAUACUGGUGCUGCUUCAAAUCCCACUGCACCAUUGCAGGCUUCGGGAGUGAUGGUGGCUCAAAGUGCAAGUAGUCAACCAAAACCAACCUCGUUAGUGCCAGUCUUUGAUUUCUAUAGUGGGCUCCCUAGGAAACCAUCUCCAUUUUUGGAGCAAACAGUUGCCAGAUUUGAGAAAUAUGUUGGUCAAUGCCGCCAGUGGAUUGAAGAGAUAGAGCAGCUGCUCCUUGUAGAUUCUGACAGGAACUCAUUGAGCUCCAGCUCCUCAUUGUUGCAGUCUCUUCCCAAGGUCAUGUUAAACGUGCAUGAAUUUUUUGUUCAUGUAGCAGCUAAGGUGGAGAGUAUUCAUCAAUACAUUGAAUCAAUGAAAACAGCAUAUCUUGCUGACCAGCGCCGUCGUGGGGAUGGGAGUGAUCCGUUUCUUGAGGCUGAUCGACGAGAAACAGCCAAACAAGAAGCUGCUGCUCGAAGGGUACAUCCAACCCUGCAUCUACCUGCAAUUGCACAACCAUCAACUCAAGUUGCAGGAUCAUUUGCCAGCUCAGCAACAUCUGGGGCAUCAACUGCUCCACGGACUUCUACAGCUAUUGCAGUGGCUUCAUCAGGGAGUGGGUCCUCACUUUUUGCUACUCCAUCUACCAUGUCUUCGUCAUCUUCUCUAUUCUCCACUCCCAUUGCUUCUGCUCCAACGUCCUCCUUAUUUGGAGCAUCUGCUGCUUCCCCACAGACACCACUUUUUGGCUCAUCCACCCCCGCCUUUGGCACUACUUCAUUGUUUGGCUCUACCCCUUCUGCCGGUGUUUCUACAUUUUCAACGCCAUUUGCAUCAGGUGCUGCAAUGGGGUCAGGAGCAAGUUUUGGCACCACGUCUAAGGCGAGAGUUAAAAGUCGCACAGGUCGACGCUAGUAGCCACCACUGGAGCUCAUCAAAUUGCAAAUCUACUCGGCACUCAAGCCUCUGAACAAACUCAUUUGGUGGGAAUUAUGCUUUUCAAGAGAUCUCCAAUGUGGGCUGUUUUUCUCGGAGACAUGGAUCUGCCAUAUCCACGUGGUGGAUUCCAAACUUGCUAAGAGGAGGCUAAUUUCUGGAUGCUUUUGGGUCUCCACAUCCAAGUCUUGUUUCUUAGAUGAUAUUCAGAUAUUCAGAUGAUGAAGAGGUAAUGCCCUGAGUAUGAGAUUCUCGUCGCUGUAACAUGUGAAAAUACAACCUUGCUAGAUGUAUUUGUCUGUAGGUUGAAGUUUUGGGCUUGUAUUCCCUGAUUAGACAAAUUGAAUGAACGCUCAAGUUGAUCUGAAAUCUGGUGCAAUUAACUGUUA